This is a messenger RNA of Aspergillus alliaceus, 1719 nucleotides long. RefSeq names its product acyl-CoA synthetase. The record is from RefSeq and is a predicted model, not a curated record. Gene Ontology annotation, molecular function: medium-chain fatty acid-CoA ligase activity. Bases 1 to 1719 code for a protein of 572 amino acids. NCBI's taxonomy places the organism in Eukaryota, Fungi, Ascomycota, Eurotiomycetes, Eurotiales, Aspergillaceae. The transcript is spliced from 3 exons. Gene Ontology annotation, biological process: fatty acid metabolic process.
AUGACCGUCAUAAGUGAAAUAACCCAUAAGUAUACAAACUCCGCUCUCGGCGCAAGCCCCUCACCCGCACCUCAACCACAUCUAACCUCCGGUCGUAGACAUUCGCAGACACAACACCCCAAAUUAGCACCCAUCCCGUCCCUCCCAUUAUUCCUCGCAGCAAAGGAGUAUGCGCAAAAUAAUGACCAGAAAAUUGCCGUCAUCGACACGACAAAGAACCAGCAAUUUACCUUCCGACAGCUCCUUGCCGAUGCGGCGGCGCUAAAGAAGCUGAUACUUGAGCAAUUGAAGCUCGUCGACGCGGGGGAAUUGGAAGAAAGACGCAUUGCCUUUCUCACUCCCAACGGAUAUGACUAUGUAGCGACGCAGUGGGCCGUUUGGGCGGCGGGGGGAGUCUGUGUGCCAUUAUGCACCACGCACCCUGUGAAAGAACUGCUCUAUACAAUUGGCGACUCAGAUCCGUCAUUGAUCAUCUUGCAUCCAACAUUCGCACACUUCGAAACACCCCUGCGCGAAGGAACAAAGGAUGCCAUCCCGUUCAUGGCUCUAAGCCCGUUUACGCAAAGUGCCGUGCCGACGUCUAUCCAAUUACCUCGGUUCAGUUCUCAGUGUCCUCUGGACGGGCGCGCACUAAUGAUCUAUACGUCGGGCACGACCUCUAGUCCCAAAGGGUGCGUGACCACGCAUAGGAAUAUCACUUUCCAAGCCCAAUGUCUCGUCAAGGCGUGGAAAUAUACGCCCUCGGACCACCUCAUCCAUGUCCUGCCCUUGCACCACGUGCAUGGUAUUAUCAAUGGCUUAACAGCUAGCUUCUUAAGUGGUGUGACGGUUGAGAUGCAUCCUAAGUUCGAUCCCAAGACUAUCUGGUCCCGCUGGCAGGACCGGGGUUCCUCAACCAUGUUCAUGGCUGUGCCAACCAUCUACUCCCGUCUCGUGGACUACUUUGAGACCUAUAUCCGUGGUACAGAGUAUGAAGCCGUAGCGCGUGACGGAGCCCGUGCUCUGCGACUUGUGGUUAGCGGCUCGGCGGCACUGCCAACGCCGAUUAAGACGAAAUUCGCUGAGAUCACUGGUCAGACGCUCCUCGAGCGGUAUGGCAUGACUGAAAUUGGCAUGGCCAUUAGCUGCGGACUGGAGGUCGAGAAGCGAAUCGAUGGAAGUGUCGGCUGGCCUCUUCCUGGCGUCCAGGUACGACUAACCAAUAAAGAAACCGGACAGGUAGUCGAAGCGGCGGACGAGGACGGUCAGAUUGAGAUCAAGGGAGACAACGUCUUCCUGGAGUACUGGCGUCGGCCUGAGGCCACGGCCAAAGAAUUCACCACAGACGGCUGGUUCAAGACCGGGGACGUUGCCAGGCAAGAUGCAUCUGGCGCAUAUUUUAUCCAAGGUCGAGCAUCCGUCGACCUGAUCAAAUCAGGCGGGUUUAAGAUCUCCGCGCUCGAGGUGGAGCGGAAGAUGCUAGGAUUAGACGCUGUCCAGGAAGUUGCGGUAGUCGGACUGGCCGAUGAGGAGUGGGGACAGCGGGUCGCUGCUGUCGUCAAACAACGACCUGGAACCGAACCCCUAGAGCUCCAGGGCCUCCGCACGCAACUUAAGCAGGAAAUGGCCCCAUACAAGAUCCCCACCAUCCUCAAGCUCGUCGAGAGCAUCGAACGCAACGCAAUGGGCAAGGUAAACAAGAAGACGAUCGUGCAAAAGUACUGGCCCGACCAGGCCUAA